AGGGAGGGGGGUGACGUGAGGGGGCGGCGCGCGCGGGGCGAUGGGAGCGCGAGAGGGAACCGCCCUCAGGGGAGGGAGGGAGGGAGGAGAGGCGGGAAAGCGGCGUGAGGGGACGGCGGGGAGGAUCGGGGAAGGGUGUGCAGAUGAGCACAGGAUGAAAUCUGCAAUGAGCAAACGUAAGCUGAAGGACACCUGUGGAGCAAGUGCUGAGUGCAUUUCACAGGUGCAAAAGAUUCUACGUGAAAGGUUCUGUCACCGCCCCAGUGCUACUGGAAAACUGUUUGGGAUUGAAUUCCAGUACAGGCAUUUGCUGGAGCUGCUGAAAAGAACCACCUUGCAUGGAGAGAGUAAUUCUGCCCUCAUCGUGGGGCCCAGAGGAUCAGGGAAGAGCACGUUAUUAAAUCACGUCUUAAAACACCUCAGGGAAAUGAAACAAGUCAGAGGGAACCUCUUGGAAGUUCACCUGAAUGGGCUCCUGCAGACCAGUGAUAAAGUGGCCCUGAAGGAGAUCACCAGGCAGCUGCAGCUGGAAAACGUGGUUGGGGAUAAAGUCUUUGGCAGUUUUGCUGAAAACCUUGCGUUCCUCCUGGAGGCUUUGAGGAAAGGAGACCGAACCAGCAGCUGCCCAGUGCUUUUUGUCCUGGAUGAGUUCGACCUGUUUGUCCAUCACAAGAACCAGACCCUGCUCUACAACCUCUUUGACAUCUCCCAGUCAGCACAGACUCCAGUGACCAUCAUUGGGCUCACCUGCAGGCAGGAUAUCCUGGAGCUCCUGGAGAAGAGAGUAAAAUCAAGGUUCUCUCACAGACAGAUAUAUUUGAUGAAUUCCUUUGAUUUUAAACAGUACAUUAAGAUAUUUAAGGAGCAGCUUUCCCUUCCUGCUGAAUUUCCUGACGAGCCUUUUGCACAGAAAUGGAAUGACAAUAUUCAGCAUCUCUCAGAGGAUAAAAUUGUGCAGGACGUGCUGCAGAACCUUUUCCACCACACCAAGGACCUGCGCUCGCUCUAUUUCCUCUUGAUGCUGGCUGUCGGUGCAGUGACCGUGCACCACCCCCUGCUCACGGCUGCAGACCUGCAGGAGGCCAGCAGGCAGCACAGCACCGACUCCAAGGCCAACAUCGUGCAUGGUUUGUCCGUGCUGGAAAUCUGCCUCAUCAUAGCCAUGAAACACCUGAAUGAUGUGUAUGAUGGAGAACCCUUUAACUUCCAGAUGGUUUACAAUGAAUUCCAGAAGUUCAUCCAGAGGAAAGCACAUUCCAUGUACAACUUCGAAAAGCCAGUUGUCAUGAAGGCCUUUGAGCACUUGCUGCAGCUGGAGUUGGUGAAGCCCCUGGAAAGGCCGUCGGCGCGAGCGCAGCGGGAAUAUCUCCUGAUGAGGCUGCUGCUGGACAACACCCAGAUCAUGGAUGCCCUGCAGGUGUAUCCCAACUGCCCCACGGACGUGAAGCAGUGGGCAGCCUCCUCCCUCAGCUGGCUCUGAGCUCCUGGCACAGCACAGCUCCAGCAGGGAAGUGCCAGUGCCAGGAACGUUACCCACAGGAGCGUGUUUGGAUUAAUGAAUCCUUGGAAGAAGCCUCCUGUGCUGAUCCAUCUGGGAUGGAUUUGAAGGAGAUGUUGUCUCCCAGCGGCCAGAACUGUGACUGACUCCAAGGCUCAGGUGCUUUAGCUCAGCUCGGUGCCAACUUCUCCUCAUUGCACACAGUCUCCACUUGGAGAAAUCCAACUCCUUGGAGUUCCUCCCUCUGGAUCCUGGCUCAGGACACGCUGCCCUCCCCGUUCCGGUGUGGCCCUGGCCGUCCUGCAGCACAGCCACACCAGCCCACCCGUACUCCUCCUCCUCAAAUCUCACUUGACCUGGAAAAUUUACUCAAUUAAAUCUGUAAUCACAGCAAAAUUUACCUAAUUAAACCUCUUAAUCCCAACAAGCUUCAGCUGCAACUGGUGGUUUGUGCCACCUUCUGCCGUUUCCACCUGAAGUGUGAUGUGACCGGUGUAUCCCGGCACGAGGACGGUCUGGGAAUGCCAAUGGAGCCAGCUAGGAGCGCUGCCCUGGACUCUGCUGUCAGCUCUGGGGUGAGGAGCCCUUUUUGCAGUCAAAGGGGGUUUGAUUUUCCUCUUUGCUUCACAGAGGUCCUGUCUGCACACCUGCACAUCCCGAGGGGCAGAGCAGGGAAAGAAUCCUGGGAUGGUUAGGGCUGGAAGGGACCGAGAAGAUCUUCAUGAUCCAGGUCCUGUUAAGUGAUGCCACUGCUGCACACUUUAUAUGAGAUUUUCCUGCAGCAGCUCUUCUCCAGGAAGGAAAGUGUGGAUUCAGCCAACCCCAAUCUCCCUGUUUGAGUGGAGCUCAUGGAAUUCCAGCUGGCCUUGUAAAAUGGGAGGGGUUUAUCCACUGCUUCCUGGGGAGCUGGGGGACAGGCAGCUCUCGGGGAAGUGGUUGCUUUGCCCAUCCCUGGAGAAGGAAGAGGCAGCCAAGCCCUGACCUCGGGCUGCAGCAGUGGGAAUAUCAGUGGCAGUGUGUGGAAUUCCCAACACAUGGCUUCUCCUGGCACUGCCCUGGGAACAGUGUCUCACCCUCCUCAGUGCACUGCAAACAGGGAUAAAAACCAAGGGAUAAAAUAUAGGGAAUGCUGGAGUGUGCUGACACCAGAAGAGGUGAGUUUUCCCUCAGAAGUGCUGGAGUUGAGGCAGAUUCUCCCUUUGCUUCUCUCUACAUUUGACCUGUAACACCUUCCCCUUCUCUUUUUUUUUUGCCCCAAAACUCCCAUUUUGGCUCAAGAACAGCCCCACCUGCUGAAAACCAGUUUAAAAGGAGGCAUUUGCAAGUCAGAGUAGUCACAUUUUUUAUUUUCCCGUUGGGGGAACAGGGCAGAGUAUACAUUUGUAUUUGUACAAUAUUUAACAAUCACUUUAUUGAGGGUUGGGGAGGGGGGUUGGUUGGUUUUUUUUAGCACUUGCAGAAACCCAGCAAGUACCUUUUGACAGUAGUACAACAACCUGUGCCCAAAAACACUGACAAAUACAGAGAGGAAAGGUAAAGAAAUCGCUCCCCAAACUCGAGGGGGAACGGAGAGGAGAUGGACUGAAACAAAAUGAAAGGAGGAGGGAGAACAAAAGCAGUUCCUGCUGGUUGAGUAUCUGAGGUAACAGAUGUUCCAUCAAGGAUGCUACUGGAGUCCUGUUGCCCAUGGAUGUGUAUUGCAGCUUCCUGUGUUUUGUACCACCAAUGUCUUACAAGAGGUUCAAAAAGCCGGAGGAGGAGCAGAGGGGGGGCCCUACCGGUGGUGAUCAGUGCUGAGGUGAGCAGGACACGGUUUGUCACACCCAGAGCUGGCCUUGGAGCACUGCACCCGCCUGCCUUGGGUGUUUCCAUGUUUCUGGUGGGGUUUGGGAAUGGCCCAGGAAUGCCAGCGCUGGUUGAACACCCCCCGUGGGCCUGGGCUGAGGGGGAGCGUGAGUGGAGUCCUGCAGGACGGGGACAGGAACUUGUCAGCCUCUCACACGGAAACAACACCUGGGGCUCAGGGACCACUCCAGGGCCAUCCCUGGGCUUGGAGCCAGGGGACAGGCAGGGACAAUGCCACAGUAUUCCCUAGCACCAGGCUCCCUGGAUCCUGCCCUGGCAGCUCAACUCAGUCACUGCUCCAGAAGCGAAAGCAGAAUUCAUGUCCAAACCCCUGUGAGAGCAGCUGGACCAGGACAGCCCAGGGGAGACCAGUUUGACCAGUUAAAAAGCAUUUCCGAGGAGCAGCCUGUUCUCAGGGAUGCUACAUCACGCUGUUAAAUCCCAGGAAAUGGGAGCAGGACAAGAACUGAGCUGGGAUAGCCAAAGGCAGAGUGAGAAGGCAGAGGUACAAGUGCUGUGAGAACCCGAGUUUGAGGGAAACACAAAUGAUGGACAUUUUACACGUGGUCAGGGUUUGCAUCAGAUCUCAGAGAGCACAGAAUUAAACUCCGUUUGCUCCAGUUUUGCUCCUUGGGAGCCCAGAGGUCUCAGGGAGUACACGUGGGUUGGGAUUUGUUCAGAACUCCGUUCCUGUCCCGUGUGUGUGGGAAGUUAAAUUAAAACUGGAUUAAAAAGGGAAGUGUCACAAAUGUCACAAAGUGGAAUUCUCCCCCUUCCCGAAGUCCCCUUGGAGCAGGUCCCUCAGGCACAGACGUGACCAACAGCGACACAGCCCCGGGUGGAACAUCAGCCCUUCCCUCCCUCCCUGUAUCCAUCACAUCCCGCUGUUCCCAGGGCUGAAGUCCCCUCUCAGGGCUGCACAGAUCCACGCUCCAGCCACCCUUCCGUGGGCUCCCAGCUGCACUGUUAAAGCUGUUUUCCAAAGACACGGACUGGACAGACAGGGAGAACACGGACACACACUCAGCACACCGGGGGCCGCGGCCGGCUCUGCGCUCCAAUCCCAACAUUUAUUGUACCUGGAAUUUUGGGUAAAGGAUCCAACAAACGCGGUGAGCCAGCACUGGGAGCAGCACUGCGGCACCCAGCUCCCAGUCACCCUAAUUCCCACGCAAGGUGUGACAUCCUGAACUCCGGCGUUGGAGCUGGGAAAGCCACUUCCACGUUUUUCCUCAUUUUUGGCGAGUCUGUGCUGUGGAUAUUUGUUACCUCGGAAUGGUCGUUGCAUAUCGUGAGCACAACUAAUUAUCCCUGAAAUUUCGCAUCUGGAAGCUGGAGCCAGAGCUCUUUGUGUGACUCCAGGAUAAACCUGUGGAUCACAGGGAGCGUGAGCUGCACUCCUGUGGGAUGGCACAAGCUUUGAGUGGAGGGAAUUGCAAAUAUUCCAAGCAGAGAGUGAGGAACUGGGGGGGGGGAACUGAGCUUCCUGAGGUGAUCCUGGAACAGGGACACAGCCCCCACUGUUUGCUGGGACAGGGAACACGCGGCGACCUCGGCACGAACAUAAAUAGGAAAAAAAAGACUUUU
This is a messenger RNA of Chiroxiphia lanceolata (lance-tailed manakin), 4930 nucleotides long. It is a transcript of the gene ORC4, whose product is annotated as origin recognition complex subunit 4. NCBI's taxonomy places the organism in Eukaryota, Metazoa, Chordata, Aves, Passeriformes, Pipridae. The coding region runs from base 41 to 1480 and encodes 479 amino acids. Gene Ontology annotation, biological process: DNA replication initiation; DNA replication. Gene Ontology annotation, molecular function: DNA replication origin binding; ATP hydrolysis activity. The transcript has 14 exons. The record is from RefSeq and is a predicted model, not a curated record. Gene Ontology annotation, cellular component: nucleus; nuclear origin of replication recognition complex.